Messenger RNA from Chironomus riparius, 1176 nucleotides. Lineage: Eukaryota; Metazoa; Arthropoda; Insecta; Diptera; Chironomidae. The record is from the annotation of a GenBank genome assembly.
AUGUCUAAAAGAAGAAAACCAACACUUACUGGAAAAACAGAGAAAGCAAAACGACAAAGACAAAGAGAAGAAUAUCGUAAUAAUCCAGAUAAUAGAAAUAAUGAAUUAAUUCGUGACAAUGUGAGUCGUACCAGUCGUAGAAGCUCUCCACAGUACAGAUCAAAUGAAUUAAGUCGCGAUCAAACAAGUCGUACCAAUCGAAGAAAUUCUCCAGAAUACAGAGCAGAAGAGCAACGUCGUGACCAAACUAGUCGUACCAAUCGUAGAAGCUCUCCACAGUACAGAGCAAAUGAAUUAAGUCGCGAUCAAACAAUUCGUACCAAUCGAAGAAAUUCUCCAGAAUACAGAGCAGAAGAGCAACGUCGUGACCAAACUAGUCGUACCAAUCGUAGAAGCUCUCCACAGUACAGAGCAAAUGAACUAAGUCGCGAUCAAACUAGUCGUACCAAUCGAAGAAAUUCUCCAGAAUACAGAGCAGAAGAGCAACGUCGUGACCAAACUAGUCGUACCAAUCGUAGAAGCUCUCCACAGUACAGAGCAAAUGAACUAAGUCGCGAUCAAACUAGUCGUACCAAUCGAAGAAAUUCUCCAGAAUACAGAGCAGAAGAACAACGUCGUGACCAAACUAGUCGUACCAAUCGUAGAAGCUCUCCACAGUACAGAGCAAAUGAACUAAGUCGCGAUCAAACUAGUCGUACCAAUCGAAGAAAUUCUCCAGAAUACAGAGCAGAAGAGCAACGUCGUGACCAAACUAGUCGUACCAGUCGCCGUACCAACCACGAAUAUCACGAACAAGAAAGAAUUCGGGAUAAUAGACAGCGUCGUCAAAGAAGAGGACAAACCAUUUCAUGGGAAACAGCUUUGCAAAACUAUGAAGCAAAUAUACUUGAAGGUCCGACUUAUCGAUGCUAUAGUUGUGAUAAAUUGCUAUUUAAAACUCAAAUUAGAAGAACAACAAAAGAAAUUCUCAUAAAUACAGGAUGUAGUGAAGAUUAUCUUGAAAAAUUAGUUCUAGAAGAGCUUCAGACCGACGAUGAGUAUACGUUUUGUACAACUUGCAUGACCUAUAUAAAAAAACAAAAAUUCAAUAUUAAUUUUCAGGGUAAUAUCCUUAUAGGUUGUUCUCCUUUCCUUUAUUUGGCAAAUACUGAAACGAAUCUGGUACGAAUUUCUUAA